AUGAGCAAUCAUCAUCAACAACAACAACACUUUGGGAGUAGCAGUAGGCAACUCUCAUCAUCCUCAUCACAUCAAUACAAUAGCAGCAAUCGAGACAGCUACAACAGAGAUAACAGAGAUAGUAGAGACAAUAGAGAGGGUAGAGAUAAUAGAGACUCUUACAGAGAUAACAGAGAUAACAGAGAUGGUAGAGAUGGGAGAGAUAGUAGAGACAACUACAGGGACUCAUACAGAGAUAAUAGAGAUGUUAGAGAUAGUAGAGAUGGUAGAGAUGGUUAUAGAGAUAAUAGAGAUAAUAGAGACGGCGGUCAUCAUUACAAUCAACAACACUCACAACAUCAACAACAACAACUACCACCUCCGCAACAACAACAUCAUCAACAACUUCAACAACAACAACUACUACAACAACAACAAUUACAACAACAACAACAACAAGUUAAUACAAGCAAGAUAAAGAAGGGAUUCAAACUGAUACACCAAAAGGUCGUGUUGAGUAUCGAUGUGGAGAAUGCUACGAUCGAGGGAUACACAGAGCUGAUAGUGCAGCCACAGACAAGAAAGCUUCGACAGGAUAAGAUCAGGUUGAACUCGAGGCAACUACAGGUGACGCGAGUCGAGGUCAACAAUGUGGACACGCAGUUCACCAUGCGCAACUAUCUAGAAUGUGUCGUCGACUCGACUGACCUCCGAGACAUGGACUCUUACCUAGCCUACACCCGUGCCGCCACACACUACUCUGACGAGGGUGAGCUGAUCAUCGACAUCCCAGCAUCAGUAACCUUCUACGAAGGUGUAGCAGCUGCACCAAAUGAAUCAACUCCAGCAACAUCAACCACAUCGACGGCAACUACAACAGCCGCAGCAACUACUAAUUCAAACACUCAGAUGAAUGGGAACACAACAAACAAUGAGGAGAAGCCAAAUACCAAUAGCGAGAGUGUGGACAAUGCAGCAGCCACACCAGUAGCAGCGACUUCGACAUCCACAGCGACAACCACAACCACAGACACAGACACAGCCACAGCCACAGCCACAACCACGACAGCCACAAGUACUGGACCAUCUCAAUCGACUCCACAACCUUCACAAUCACAACAGCUGACGAGACAGCAAUCAACAGCGAACCAACAAUCAUCAUCACAGAGACAACAUAUUCAGUUCUCAGCACUCUUUGUCAAGGUGCACUACAAGUUGGUGUCGCCCAAGGGCGGCCUGGUGUUUGUGCCCGCCGACAGCGAGGUGCCCAAUCGAAGAGCACACUGCUACACAAUGUCACAGCCAGACAGCACGCGAAUGUGGCUGCCAUGCUGCGAUCUCCUUGGCGAGAAGUGCACGUGGGAGCUCGAUCUGACCACCAGCUCAGACCUCGUCGUAGUGUCGUCGGGUCAGCUGCUCGAGAAGGUAGCCACCGACGACGAGACACGCAACACCUUCCACUAUCGUCAGGACAUACCAACGUGCGCGCCAGCGAUCGGCUUUGCAGUGGGCCCGUUCGAGAUCUACCCAGACCCCGUGCUGAACGGCGUCAACCACUUCUGUCUGCCGCACAGGCUGUCUGACAUGAAGCACUCAGUGCACUUCCUCUCGACGGCAUACAAGUUCUAUGAGGAGUACCUCGGCUCGCAGUUCCCCUACAGCUCGUACAAGCAGGUGUUUGUCGACGACCUGCCCGACAGCCAGUCCAGCUACUCAACGCUGGCAGUGCUCAGCGCACAGCUGCUACACUCGCCACGCAUCAUCGAUCAGACGUUCGACACACGUACCAUCAUGGCGAGCCAGCUGGCCGAGCAAUGGUUCCGAUGGUACAUUGGCGCAAAGACGUGGAUGGAUAUAUGGAUGAGCCAAGGUCUGUCGGGUCAUCUGGCCUCGAUGUUCAUCAAGAAGACAUUCGGCAUCAAUCACUAUCGCUACCAGCUGGCCAAGGACAUCGACUACGUCUGCCGUCUGGACACGGGCAUGCAGCCGCCCAUCUCCACUGAGCUUUUCUCCCACCCCAUCGACCUGUUCUCUGAGUUCCAGCGACGAAAGGCACCGCUGGUCAUCUACAUGAUAGAGCGAAGGAUCACCGAAGAUGGUCUGCGUAAGGUACUUAACAGCAUGCUCGUCAGUCAGACUGGCAACGAACCCAUCGAGACCAUCAUGCCCACAAAGAAGUUCCUCAAGAUGAUCAAGACACUCACUGGAAAUGAUCUCAAACAGUUCUCUGAGAAGUGGAUCUUUGGCAAGUGUACUCCCAACUUGGUGUGCGGAUUCUACUUCAACAGGAAGCGACAUCAGACUGAGUUCGCUCUGAAACAGGUGUAUCAUCGACCAGAGGACAAGAUAUCGACGACAGUCAUGCUCAAGAUCACUGAGCUGGACAAGACUUAUGAGCACACGAUCAACAUUGAUGAUGACUGCUUCGAGUUUGACUUCCCCUGCCACUCAAGAAUCAGGAAGAGCAAGAAGAAGAAGAUCAGACAGGACGAUGGCGAGGAGAUGGAGAUCGAUCUGUCGCAGAAGCGUGAGACGCCGUUGCUGUGGCUCCGUCUUGACCCAGACAUUGAGUGGCUGCACAAGAUCACCUUCAAGCAGCCAGAGUACAUGUGGAUACAUCAGUUGGAGUUGGAUCGAGAUGUGAUUGCACAGGGCGAGGCAUUGCGCGGUCUCUCCACAUUUGUCAGCUCGACCUCACUCCGUGCCGUCUUCAAGUUCUUCUCCAAUCAAAGACAAUACUACAAAGCCAGAAUGGACGCUGCCAUGGUCAUAUCAAAGCUGACAUGUAAAGAAACAAACUAUGAGGGCAUUGAUCUGAUGGUCAAGUAUUUCAAGUCGAUGUACUUCAACGCGGAGAGUCAUUUAUUGGACGAGAACAACUUCUCCGACUUUGUUGGAUACUACAUCAAGAAGAUCACACCGAUAUCAUUGUCUUUGGUCAAGGACAAGGAGGGUCGAACACCCGCCGACGCCAUCCUCUUCCUGAUCGACGUGCUCAAGGACAACGACAACUCAUCCAACCAGUACUCGGACUGCUACUACCUGGCGGCGAUCAUAUCAUCGUUCACCAAUGUGCUCACCAACAACCAGGCACUGAUCAAGAAGAUGCUCAAGCAGACCAACCGCUAUCUCAAGUUCGACCAGCUGUUCCCAUGCUACAAGAACGUCAUCACGGUAGAGUGUCUCAACGCCCUCUGUCACUUCCAGGCACAAAAGUACAUUCCCGUCGACCUUGAGUUCUUCCUGGAGCACACACAACCACGCCACCACGAGAAGGUCCGCAUGGCCGCAUUCGCCUGCUACUACCGUCUCUCCUACCUCUUCCAACAAUACACCAACAUCACCGUCAAGUCCGGACACUUUAGCUACAUGCUCGAUCAGUUCGACAAGGAGAGCUCACUAGUUGUCAAGAACUUCCUUCUCAGCCUUGUUGGUACUCCACCUCCAUCUCUCGAUGACAGGCAAUACAUAUCCUUGCUCAGAGACGACCACCAUCUAGUGGAGAGACUGUGGACAUACUUGAACUCAAGCGCCACAUGCUAUGACUUCCAGCUGCGGCUUGCCCUCCAGAGGAUAUACAGGUAUCUGUAUGGACCCAAGACACCUGGCAUCAUUGAGCACCGAAGGAAGCUGAAGUUGAAGAAUGCUUCGUCAAGUCAGAGGAAAGGCCCGAAUGACAUGCCGUCCCAUUCAAAGCCUGGCAACCCUCACAGAUCCUCGUUGGACAGACACCCUUCAUCGAUGUCAUCUUCGUCCUCGGCCUCAACGUCAAUGCUCAAGAAGAGGAAGGCCAAUGAUAUGCUGCCACCAGAUAUGCAGGAGCUUGGCGAUCUACCAACCACCUCCACAACCACGACCACCUCCACUACCACAACUUCAACAACAGCGUCCUCUGGUGAGCCAUCCAGACCAAGGGACAGGGACAUCACCCCACACAAAGAGGGCCCAUUCGACUUGGGAGACUCCAAGGAUGAGCUGUUGAGACAGCUGAUCAAGGAGGACAAUGACGAGGACUUCAAGGACCUGAUCAGAGAGAUGAAGUCUAGGAAGCGCGACAGGAAGGACCAUCGUGAUCAUAGAGACCCGCAACAGACCAUCGAGAGUCUGGACAAGGACAUUGCUCGUGACCUCACCAAGGAGCUGAAUCGCGAGUACAAGGAGCGCGAUGCAUACCUGGCGUCACUGGACGACCUCCAACUUGAAAUGGAGAACGACGAGGACUUUAAGAAGGACUUGGAAUUCAUUGAAGACCUCAAGCAAAGAGACAUGCGAUCGAGAGAAAGGAAGAAGCAACGAAAGGAGCAUCAUGGCAGUGAACAUAGAGAGCACAGGGAGCACAGAAGCGAGAGGGAGCACAAUAGAGAGAGCAGAGAGAGUAGAGGCGAGACAAGGGACACACCCAAGCUCAGUGCAAGAGAGUUUAGGGAUAUCAAGGAGGAGGAGCUUGAUGACAUGGUGAUGAAGGAUGCCCACCCCAUUAGAGAACAUCGCGAACCACGAGAGCAUAGAGAGCGCAGCAGCCACUCUGGCGUUGACAGUGCGCAGAAGGAACACAAGACUGAACACAAGGACAAGAGCGAGCACAAGGACAAGAGUGAACAUAGAAGCGAGCAUCGUGUGCAUAGAGAGAAGAGGGAGCGAUCAUCACAUCAUGGACGAGACAAGGAACCAUCUGCCGCCGAACAACAAGCACAGAUCAAGCGCGAUCAGGAGCGAGACAAGCAUCAAGUCAUCGAGCACACUCAAGAGACUACAUUGCCCGCUGUCAAGGUUGAGGGUGGACAGGUGCCGCUCAAGUCGUCGCUCAAGUUCCCCAUUCGCAUCAAGCAGUCCGACUCAAGCAUACCAGUGGUUGUGGCAACCGCACCCGCAGCAGUCCACCAGGACACGUCGCCAUUGGUCGUGGUCGAUCAACCGCGUCCAGCAGAGAUGAAGCGAAAGAUCAUCAUCAAGCCACUGAGCAAGAGUGGCACAACAUCGCCAACUACACCAGUACUCGAGUCCUCUACCAGUGCCACGCAACCAAUAGAGUCGGUGACUGGAACACCUGUACUUACAUCAUCCACGACCUCCACAUCGACGCCGCCACAUGUGGCCGAGUCUACAGGCGAUGCCAGUGCCGUACCAGCUGCAGCCGAUCAACCAAAGAAGAAGAUGGUCCUGAAGAUCAACCUUGGCGCUACCAAAAUAAACAAAGAGAUAUAG
This is a messenger RNA of Acytostelium subglobosum LB1, 5184 nucleotides long. RefSeq lists its product as hypothetical. Gene Ontology annotation, biological process: transcription initiation at RNA polymerase II promoter. Bases 1 to 5184 code for a protein of 1727 amino acids. Gene Ontology annotation, cellular component: transcription factor TFIID complex. The record is from RefSeq and is a predicted model, not a curated record. Gene Ontology annotation, molecular function: transcription cis-regulatory region binding; chromatin binding; zinc ion binding. Lineage: Eukaryota; Evosea; Eumycetozoa; Acytosteliales; Acytosteliaceae. The transcript is spliced from 6 exons.